Papaver somniferum (opium poppy) is the source of this 1326-nucleotide messenger RNA. Its product is annotated as protein BREAKING OF ASYMMETRY IN THE STOMATAL LINEAGE-like. Gene Ontology annotation, biological process: regulation of asymmetric cell division. Lineage: Eukaryota; Viridiplantae; Streptophyta; Magnoliopsida; Ranunculales; Papaveraceae. The transcript has 5 exons. Bases 28 to 1182 code for a protein of 384 amino acids. The record is from RefSeq and is a predicted model, not a curated record.
CUCUCAGAGAAGUCAGGGUAAAAAGAUAUGUGCACUCCAUGGACAGCAUCAAGGAUUGUAAGGUGGAGAAGGUCAUCAUCCACUGUUUUCUGCUGCAAGCAUCAUCAUAAGCAUUCGGAUGGUGGUGAUCAACCACUAAGUACAUUGCGAAGAUCAGUAUCUCAUUUAUUUUCUGAACCACGAAUUUACCAACUUAACAAACUACAAUUAGAACGGCAAGAAGAAGAAGAAGAAGAAGACUGCGACUACCACCAGGAACGUACUGAUGAAGAAGAAGAAUAUGGGAUUAACAGCAGCAGCAGUAGUAGUAGUAGCAGUAACAGUCAUGGAAUUAACGAAAAGUUUUCAACAGGUGACGAAAAAUUAUCAAGUAGUGACGACUGCUGCGACCGCGAAUCAAUACCACGUUACUCAGCUGUUACCAAUGAAAAGUUCUCGACAAGCAGCGAUGAUAUUGAUCCAUCCAUAGCACGUUAUUCAGCCGAAAAUGAGUUGGAUUCACCUUCUCCCAAUUCUCCUAACUUUGCUGAUGGUGAUUAUAUUGUUUUUUGCUUUAAAGAAGGCGGUGCAUUUGAUAUCGUCAAAGAUGAUGAAAAUUCCUCACCUGAAGCUGAUUCUAUGGAUGGCACCAUUGUUCGACUCAAAUCCGUCAACCGUAAGGUGAAACAGCUUAUUUAUAAUGGGGAGGACAACAAUGAUAAUAACAUCGUAGUUGACAAAGAAUGUCUACCCCAAGAGGAUCACACGUUGCAAAGAGAUGAAGAAGAGGAAGAGGAUGAGGAAGAAGAGGAGGAGGAAGAAGAAGAUAACGGAAAGGGUAACGGAAAUGGGAUCGACCUUCUAACGACUACUAAUAAUGAGUGGCAAUCCAAUACCUUGAAUGAAAAGGGUAAUGAAAAGGAAGACUACGACGACGAUGAUAAAGAGAGCGUAUAUUUUGAUCCAGAGUCUUCGGUGGACAUUAUCAAAUUAGGUCGUUCUUCUUCCACAAAUGGAGAUGAUAAUACCAUCGGUAAUGAGUCACAAUCAGAUAGCAGCACAAGUUCCUUUGCUUUCCCUCUAUUGAAUACGGAAUGGACUGGGAGCCCUAUAAAAAUGCCUAAAUUAGAUUCAAUGCCAAAACUACAGGCAAUGAGCCUCAGGAGACAUAGAAGAUUGGGAAUUCAUUGCUGUAAAUUUUAAGAGAAAAUAAUUGGUUUUUCGUUCUAUUCUUGAUUUUCCAUAUGGUCUUUAUCAAUGUAGGAGAUGGACAUAAAAAUUUCCCGUCCCAUUUUGUUUUGUACAUCCUGAAAGCAUUAGUUUGUGAUAAAAUAUCUGUUAGUUUUU